Molecule: messenger RNA, 2299 nt
Organism: Andrographis paniculata
Lineage: Eukaryota; Viridiplantae; Streptophyta; Magnoliopsida; Lamiales; Acanthaceae
Product: protein PLASTID MOVEMENT IMPAIRED 2-like
Exons: 2
Coding region: 1-1902 (633 amino acids)
Source: RefSeq, a predicted model, not a curated record
AUGCAAACAAUACCAGCCAAGCACACCUCCACCUCCAUCUCUACUGGUUUUAUCUCCCCCUCCAAAGAUACCUACCUACCUACCCACCUACCAACACCACCCCACAAAAUUCAUGCCCAGGGGACUUUGACUGUCAUGGAAAUGGUCGAGGUCGAACGACUCACGCUGUCAGCACGCAGGGAAACAGGUUCUGUUAAAGCAGCAGCUGCUACUUACAGAGAAACCCUGCUUCAAUCUAAAUUCCAGGUUUAUGCCAAGAAUCAAGGAGACCAAAUUCAUCAAGCAAGGUUUAUGCCAAGAGUGGAAGAAUCCAAUUUAAGAGCAAGAGGCUUGGAGAAACCGAGCAUGGAUCAAAGUGGUGAAGAGGAGGAAUGGAGCUCUGAGAGAGAGUGUGCCAAAGUAAUGAGGGAAUUGGAAUUCAUAAAACAGGAAGUAAGGCAGCUGAAAUUGGAUAUGGCUAUUGUUCUGGAAGAAAAGAGGAGAGCGGACAAAGAAAGAGAGUUCUCCUCCAUGUCAUCAUCUUACUUGAGUUCAGUUGUGGAAAAGGUUAAGUGGGACAUUGAGGAUGUCAAUGAAAAGCAAGUACUCGUUGAGCUGGCUCGAAUCGAGGCUCUCAAGGAAUACCAACAAGUUGAAGAUCAAAGACUACAGGAGAAACAAAGAUACACAGCUAAGACAGAGGAAGCUAGGAAGAAGAAGCAGGACAUGAUUGAGGAAAUAGAAGAAGCAGCAGAGCUUGAAAACAAUCUAGCUGGAACCCUAUCAGAUGUCAGCAUGUUAUCGGACAAAUUGAAGCAGGUUAAGGAAGAAAAUAAAGGAUUAGAAAGAAUGGAAACCUGGAGAAACAAGGCCAUGUCCGAUGAUAUUCAGGAAGGGGACACCCUGGAAUCCGCAUCAGUGCUGCAGUCAGUGGUGGAAAAGCUGGAAGCUGCGAAGAAAGAAUUGAAGUCGGUUAAGGAAGAGAGCUUCCAGUUUAUGUCUUCCAUGGAUAUCGUUAGAAAUGAACACAAGCAAGUCGGGGAUGAAUUAGCUAAAUUAAGGAGUAAAGAAAAGAAAUCAGAAAUGAUUAUUGAGAACCUCAGAUCAAAGCUUUUUCAGGCUAAAGCUAAGCUGGAGGCAACUUCUGCAGCUGAAGACAAGGCUAAAUCAAUGGCGUUGAAUAUCCUAGUCACACUUGAACAGCUCAAAUCAGAAGCUGAAGCAGCAAAACAAGAGCAGGCCCUGAUCAGUGAAAGAAUUGCAAUCAUAAGGGCCGAAGUACAGAAUGCGGAAACACAAACCUACCUGGCUGAGGAAAGAUUACAACUUGCACAGCAAGAUCUUGAAGCAGCUAAGUUAGCAGAAGCAGCUGUCCUUGAGAAUCUGAAAGCACUUACAGAAAAGACAAUGAGAGACAGAGCUUCAUCUUCUCGGCCUAGCUCGAGAAUAACAAUUUCCAGGUUUGAAUAUGAGUACCUGACAGGGCAUGCUGCAGGAGCCAGGGAAAUAGGAGAUAAGAAGAUUGCAGCAGCACAGGCCUGGAUUGAAGCUCUAAAGGCAAGCGAGAAGGAAAUUCAGAUCAAAUCUGAGCUCCUAAGACAAAAAGGUAGAGAGCUACAAAUGGAGGAACAACACAUAACCAAAAGAUCAAUGAGUUUGAGAAGAAUGGCUGAGGAUGACUUUGGGAAAUGGAGGCAACGUAUGGAACCUGAAAAACAGAUGCCCAGCAUAGCUCUUCCCACAAAAGCCAUGAAUAGGAGUGUUAAAAUGACACCGGCAAGACGAGGAAAGGCUAGAGCAGUUGCAUCCCCACUAGUCCGCGGCUCACCAAGAACGACAUCUUUCACAGUCAGGAGGAGGAGAAAGGCUAUGCCAAAUUUAGCCAAGUUCUUCAGCAGAAAGAGCACUGAGAGAUAUUUGUAGUCUGCAUAAGAAAUGUGAAAUUUCGCACAAAAGAUUCUGAAAUGUAAUUCUUGCUCAAUCAGUAGAUAGAACUUCUGUUCAUAAGUUUACAGGAACUUACAGUGCUUAUAUUUGAGAGAGCAAGCUACAUCCAUCUUCCAUAGAAAAAUAAGAGUCAAUUACAUCUUUCCUAUCAAAAAUCAAUUACAUCUUGAUAAGCUGUACUGUAAUGACAAAUGCUACAGCUGGUAAAAAUGAAUUAACACUGACAUUUCAAGUAUAUGCGCAGGUCAAUGUGUGGUUACAUCUUGCAUUCCACCUUCCGAGAGCAAUGUAAUCACACAUAGUAAAUCAAGAUAGGAUUAGCUUAAAUAAAAACUAUAGAGGAAAUCCUAUAUUUCAGCACAAGCAGAGCUUU